This is a messenger RNA of Trifolium pratense (red clover), 2094 nucleotides long. Its product is annotated as ribulose bisphosphate carboxylase/oxygenase activase 2, chloroplastic-like. Bases 529 to 1842 code for a protein of 437 amino acids. Gene Ontology annotation, molecular function: ATP hydrolysis activity; ribulose-1,5-bisphosphate carboxylase/oxygenase activator activity; ATP binding. The transcript is spliced from 7 exons. Gene Ontology annotation, cellular component: chloroplast stroma; thylakoid. The record is from RefSeq and is a predicted model, not a curated record. NCBI's taxonomy places the organism in Eukaryota, Viridiplantae, Streptophyta, Magnoliopsida, Fabales, Fabaceae.
AUAUAAUUCACUAGUUUUUUGGAUGUGAACUUAUAGGAAAACUACAACUGAAAAUAACUGAGUAAAUUAAACUGCUCCUCAAAUAUUAUUAGCGUAAUGAUAAGUUCAAAUGCUAUAGUAUUAUUGGGCGCCCACCAAUACAAGACAUUGAUGUUUUAAUUUUUAGUGUAAAAUGAGAGUAACCAAUGCUUGCAAAAUUUGAAUAAAGAUGAGAUGAGAUGAGUCCUAUCCAAGUCUUGUGUGGUAAUAAACUCUCCUUAAUACUUGUGGAGCUGAAAAAAGCUUCAACACCAACCUCAAAGCUCAAUGCUUAAGAGUGAAUAAGAAAUCCAGGCACUCUAUGGUUGCCACGUGGCAGCAUAGUAAUCUUCAUUGUGUGGACAUGAUGGCUUCUAUGACCAAUCCUAUUGUUACACCCUAUCAAUUAAUCAGCUAUUAUAAGUGUCUCAAUUUGAUCACAAGCUUGCAUAGAAUAAUUUGCUUCAAUUUCAACUACUUCCUCCUUCUAGCACCAAUCAGAGGAUAUCCAUGGCUGCCUCAGUUUCUACUGUAGGAGCUGUCAAAACUCCUAUGAGCUUGAAUGGCUCAGUAGUAUCAGGACCAUCAGUUUCCAAUUCAGCUUUCUUCGGCACAAGCUUGAAGAAGAUUACCUCAAGAAUUCCAAACUCCAAGGUUUCUUCUGGAAGCUUCAAAGUUUAUGCUGCUAAAGAGAUUGAUGAGUCGAAACAGACAGAUGGAGACAGAUGGAGAGGUUUGGCCUAUGAUACUUCAGAUGAUCAACAAGAUAUCACAAGAGGAAAGGGUAUGGUUGAUUCAGUUUUCCAAGCACCAGCAGAUGCUGGAACUCAUUAUGCAGUCAUGAGUUCUUAUGAGUACCUUAGUACUGGACUUAAAACGUACGACUUUGACAACACUAUGGAUGGUUUUUACAUUGCUCCUGCUUUUAUGGACAAGCUUGUUGUUCACAUCACCAAGAAUUUCUUGAAGUUGCCUAACAUCAAGGUUCCUCUCAUUCUUGGUGUCUGGGGAGGAAAAGGACAGGGAAAAUCUUUCCAAGCUGAACUUGUCUUUGCCAAGAUGGGAAUCAACCCCAUCAUGAUGAGUGCUGGAGAGCUUGAAAGUGGAAAUGCAGGAGAGCCAGCAAAAUUGAUCAGACAGAGAUACCGUGAAGCUUCUGACAUAAUCAGGAAGGGAAAGAUGUGUUGUCUGUUCAUCAACGAUCUUGAUGCAGGAGCAGGUCGUAUGGGUGGAACCACUCAAUACACUGUCAACAACCAGAUGGUUAAUGCAACACUCAUGAACAUUGCUGAUGCCCCCACAAAUGUCCAACUCCCCGGUAUGUACAACAAGGAAGAGAACGCUCGUGUUCCCAUCAUUGUCACUGGUAACGAUUUCUCAACACUUUAUGCUCCUCUCAUUCGUGACGGACGUAUGGAGAAGUUCUACUGGGCUCCUACUAGGGAAGACCGUAUUGGUGUCUGCACCGGAAUUUUCCGUCAUGACAAAAUCGAAAAAGACGACAUUGUCAAGCUUGUUGACACCUUCCCUGGCCAAUCCAUCGAUUUCUUCGGUGCAUUGAGGGCUAGAGUGUACGAUGACGAAGUGAGGAAGUGGAUUUCUGGUGUUGGUGUUGAAACCAUUGGAAAGAAGCUUGUGAACUCAAAGGAAGGACCACCAACAUUUGAUCAACCAGCAAUGACACUAGAAAAGCUGUUGGAGUAUGGUAACUUGCUUGUCCAAGAACAAGAUAAUGUGAAGAGAGUCCAAUUGGCUGACAAGUAUAUGAGUGAGGCUGCUCUUGGUGAUGCUAAUCAAGAUGCCAUUAAAAGGGGUGUUUUCUAAACUGGAGAGUCUUAAACUAUAGGCCUUUGUUGGAGGUAUGACAUGUUCCUGUUCUUGAUCAAAAUGCCUCAAACUUCAAUCCAACUACUAGAAGUUUGUGCUUACAAUAUUCUCAAUGUAUUAUUAGGUGGAAAGAAGAGAUUCCAAGUUUGAGAUAAUUUUAUUAUUAUUUUUCUUUUUGGAGUGUCUUAUUCCUGUGUAAUUUUGUUAUAUGUACAAUGUUAAAUUGAAUUUGGUGCAUUUCUCUUUCUA